Messenger RNA from Lodderomyces margitis, 2130 nucleotides. RefSeq names its product Tco89p (gene TCO89). The transcript has a single exon. Gene Ontology annotation, cellular component: TORC1 complex; fungal-type vacuole membrane. Gene Ontology annotation, biological process: TOR signaling. NCBI's taxonomy places the organism in Eukaryota, Fungi, Ascomycota, Pichiomycetes, Serinales, Debaryomycetaceae. Bases 1 to 2130 code for a protein of 709 amino acids. The record is from RefSeq and is a predicted model, not a curated record.
AUGACAACAGAAAGUGAAGGAAUUGAUAGAAACGAAGGGUCUGACCAUUCAGGAACACCUUCUGUCGAUUCCGACAACUCAAAUUCUUCUCGAGGAAAUAAUAAAAGUAGUCAAACUACAACCCACCUACGGCCCUCAUUACAAGGCGUAGGGCGUUCAAGUUCAUCCUCGAAUGUAUCAGUCAACACUUCCAACCUCAUUUCUCAUCGAAAACCCCAUCCAUCGAGGCUAAAGACACACAAUAGAUCAUUGUCCCACAAUAAAUUGCUAAACAAAUUGUCAACGUCCACCACUCCUGCAACAGUAAGACCAAACUUGAAUCGAUCCAAGUCUACCGAUGGUUUGACCAAAGGUGGCCGACAUGCUACAGCAUUAAAGAGAAACAAUCGAUCAUUCACAAAGAUUACUGGUUUGCAGCCCUUGACAAAGACUGUUUCCAAUCAGUCUGUGAAAUCCAACAAAUCAAGUUCAUCGCUCAAAGGGUUAGGCGUGGUAUCAUCUACUGCUACUGGAGGGAUCAAGCCCAGUGCACGUAGGGGAAAAGCAACCAUAAACUUGGAAGAUGACGAUAAAGAGUACGAGGAUGUUGAUGAACCACCAGAUGAAAAGGAUGUGGCUGCACCUCAGCCCGAAAGAUUUGACAGUCAAGAAACAGUCUCAACAACACACCUGACAUCAGACCAGAACAUUCCUAGUCUAUACGAACAAAUUAAUCGAAUACUUCCGGACCCUACACCGCAAGAUAGUGCUGAUUACGACAAUCGCCCAAAACUUGAUGUUGUGGAAGAGGGCAAACCUGUUAAUGAUAAAACAACAAACAAAGGUGAACCACGGAGACCUGACCUAGUAUCGUCGGUACAAAGUUCAGCUGAGGAUGUUACUCAAAAUAAUAACCUUUAUGGGAGCUCGCUACUUCUUUCGCAGUCCACUGGGGUAGUCAGGAAAAUCGAUCCAAUCAAUGCAAAGGUGACCGAGAUUUAUCCUAAUAGACAAGGUCAAAAUGACACACAACAACCAGAGUCUGUUAGUGGUAUUUCAUUUAAAGCAAACCCAAUGGAAGCAGUUAACAACAAUAACAACAUUGCAAAACCUGUAACUACAAAUCAAAACGUGAGCCAGAAAAAUUCGUACCAGCCAGAUCAAACAAUAUUCACCAACUUGCAAAGAACAAAUAAUCAGUACAUGCAGGGCAAGCAAACGAGUGAGCGUUUGCCCAAUACGCGACCUAUUCAAACCAGUAAAAACACAAAUCCACUAAACAACGGUGCGAACAACUAUGGGGAAUUUCUUCGAAGCACGUCAUCUUCGUCUGAUCUGCAACAUGGCCCAUCAAAAAACAUCGAAACAAGAACACAGCAAAAACUUUGGCUACAAAGAGAGAGCUCGCUUUUAGAUGUCACCAAUAUGGACCCCGCCAGAAGAUCGAACUUUUCUAAUCUAUCACUAAACAAUUUAAUGUUUUCGCAUAAUUACAAUCAGAGUCAUUCGAGUGGACAAUGGCCAAGUAACCCAAACUCGUACCAGAGUCAGCAUGGCGUAUCCUCAACCAUUGGCCCAUUAACACCUGUUACUCCGGGGACCGUUCAAGGUGUACCUGGCUUCAGCAAUGGAACAAUCACCCCCGAUAGAGGUAUGUCUAAUGUUAAUGUAAAUGGCCUACUUCAUGUGGUCCAGAACGCGCAUCAAAAUUCUAUUCAGUCAAGAACUGAGUUUGAGAGGCUCAACCGGGAAUAUCUAAAUGUGAGGAGACACCUCAACCCUGUUGGCGAGGGUUUGAACAGACUUAAGAGUGUUACCGAGGGUCACAAUGAAAUUAAAGUUGCCAAGUCGAAAAAGCGUCCUGAGAGUAGUAAUGCUAACGCAAAUACUUUUGAGGAAUUUGCCCCCUCAUUCCACGCAAGACAAGCAGAAACCAUGGGAACUGUGAAUAAGAUUUGGCAGGACGCCAUUUUGUGGACGCUAUCUUCCUCAAGAGUAGGGCCAUACUCACAAGAGAAUGCGACAAAUCCACAACACCCACCAAAUAACAGAGUGUCUUCUUUUGUUCAAAAUUCACCCUACGCUAAACAUGGUCAGCACCAGUCUGCUCGAGCUGUUAAGCUUGCUCAAAACCAGUCACAUGUUGAUUGA